Molecule: messenger RNA, 1224 nt
Organism: Echinococcus granulosus
Lineage: Eukaryota; Metazoa; Platyhelminthes; Cestoda; Cyclophyllidea; Taeniidae
Product: RCC1 domain-containing protein
Exons: 9
Coding region: 1-1224 (407 amino acids)
Source: RefSeq, a predicted model, not a curated record
AUGCAUCAGGGUUCGGGUAUUCUUCCUGAGAAACAGAAUGAUGGACGCAAAAAAACAGCCCCUGACGACUCGAACCAGGAGAAUGAUCCCCAAAAAACCCUUUUGUCGAUUCACGAAGCUCUGGCUUGCAUGAUAAAGGAGACAAGGAAAAUGUCUGCGUUUUUAUUGGCCCACUGGUUUGGCAUAAUCUUGAGCAUCUCUUUUAUCUGUCCUGGCCUGUUUCUCUCUGAUAUGUUGGGAGUUUUCGGUCGUGUUAUUGGUGCUAAUGAUACAGGUGGUACAAAGCACUUACUUUAUUCAGAUUGGCACUGCUCCGUUUUCAUGAGCCAGGAGGGAGUCUAUGUGUUUUGUGACUCAGCAAAGUUCUCGCUAUCAUGUGAACCGCGACAAUUCUGCUCAAACACAUCCCAUUUGUUCAUUUUAUCUAAAAGUGGCAACAUCUUGUCAUUCUCCAAAUCGCAGCAUCUUAUCACUGCUGCUAACACACCACCUUUUCGAUCAAUUGCUGCUACUGAUGAUGAACUAUACUGCAUUUCAGCGGACGAGGUUCUCUCUGUUUAUUCGCUGAAUGGUUUUCCGAAUAAUCUUAAUACACACCGACCCCUUUCCAUGAAGAUAAAGAGCGUUGCCUGUGGGCCAGGAUUUGCUCUAUUUUUGACUCAUUCUGGAGCCGUAUUCAGCAAGGGAAUCGGCACUCGAGGCCAAUUAGGUCACGGGGAUUUAGAAACACGCACAUCACCGGAACUGAUUGCUGCACUGACACCCGUAACUGUUACGGCUAUUGCAUGUGGCUCCUGGCAUUCCGUUUGUCUAACAGACACGGGAGACAUUUAUACCUGGGGUUCAAACGAGUUCGGUCAGUUGGGCUGCCCGUCCCUGAACCUGGAGAGAUCAAGAAACCUAAAUGAUCCCCUUUUCUCAUCAGAUGCAUGUGUCAACUUGAGUGCACUGCCCGUGCCCGUCGACCUUCCCGAGGAUGUAUCGCUUGUGGAAGUCGUCAUACCGCCUGUUUGUCUGAGCAUAAGCAGCUACUCACUUUUGGCUGGAACGGCUUUGGGCAAUUGGGUUUCGACGCAGAACUACGGAAAAUGCCAGGACGCUACCCCCACCAAGGGGCCUCCGACAAAGUUAAUCGAACAAGUUUACCUUUCCCGUCUCAAUCCGAGCUGUCCCUCAGUUGCGGGUCAUGGUGCACCAUCGUCAGGGCAAUGGAAUGAAGAUUAA